Molecule: messenger RNA, 5054 nt
Organism: Phalacrocorax carbo (great cormorant)
Lineage: Eukaryota; Metazoa; Chordata; Aves; Suliformes; Phalacrocoracidae
Source: RefSeq, a predicted model, not a curated record
CGCGUGACUGGAAGGGGCGGGGCGGUGGUUGGCGGCGGCCGGGCCGGUGUAGCGGCAUCUCAUCAGCGGCGGUGGCGCCGGCCUCCGCUCCCGCCUCGGCUCCUGGGGGCGCAGCGUGGCCGCCGGGCCGCCCCCGGAGGAGACAUGUCGCCCGCCAUCGCGGCCAAGGAGGGCGGCCGGCAGCGCCGCGCCGGGAGCCACCAGCACUGCCUAGACGUGAGGAGCGAGGCGCCGCCCGCCCUGGCGCUCUGUGAGGACGGGCUGCCGGGUGGGGAGGCCGAGGCGCUGCUGCCGCCGGAGCCGGGCUCUCGGGGGGCGCGGGGAUGCCGGGCGGAGCUGGGCAGCAUCCUGCUGCUGCUGGUGCUAUACGUGCUGCAGGGCAUCCCGCUGGGACUGGCGGGCAGCGUCCCCCUCAUCCUGCAGAGCAAGAGCGCCAGCUACACCGACCAGGCCUUCUUCAGCUUCGUCUUCUGGCCCUUCAGCCUCAAGCUGCUCUGGGCUCCCUUGGUGGACGCCGUCUACCUGCGGGGCUUCGGCCGUCGCAAGUCCUGGCUGGUGCCCACGCAGUACGUCCUGGGACUCUUCAUGAUCUACAUGUCCACCCAGGUGGACGUGCUGCUGGGUGACGGGGAGGGCCGCGGCCCCGACGUGGUAGCCCUCACUGUGACUUUCUUCCUCUUCGAGUUCCUGGCGGCAACGCAGGACAUUGCGGUGGAUGGCUGGGCCCUGACCAUGUUGUCCAGGGAGAAUGUGGGCUACGCCUCCACCUGCAACUCGGUGGGCCAGACGGCCGGCUACUUCCUGGGCAACGUCCUCUUCCUGGCCCUCGAGUCGGCCUCCUUCUGCAACAAGUACCUGCGGAUCCAGCCCCAGCCCCAAGGGAUUGUUACCCUCUCAGAUUUCCUGUUUUUCUGGGGAGCUGUCUUUUUAAUUACCACUACACUGGUUGCCCUUUUGAAAAAGGAAAACGAGGAACUAACACCAACAAAAGAAGAAACAAAAGGCAUCACUGAUACGUACAGGCUGCUAUUCUCCAUAAUCAAGAUGCCGGCAGUUCUUACCUUCUGUCUCUUGAUUCUCACAGCAAAAGUUGGAUUUUCAGCAGCAGAUGCUGUAACAGGACUCAAACUGGUGGAAGAGGGCGUCCCAAAAGAGCACUUAGCUCUACUAGCAGUUCCGAUGGUUCCUCUACAGAUCAUAUUGCCUCUGAUUAUCAGCAAAUACACAGCAGGCCCCCAGCCACUGAACACAUUUUACAAAGCUAUGCCUUUUAGGUUACUGCUUGGUCUGGAAUUUGCGUUUUUGGUAUGGUGGACUCCUACAGUAAAACAUGAAGAAGGAUUUCCCAUCUACUACUAUGCUGUAGUAUUGUUGAGUUAUGCUUUACAUCAGAUCACGCUGUAUAGCAUGUAUGUUGCAAUAAUGGCCUUCAAUGCCAAAGUCAGUGAUCCGCUUAUUGGAGGAACCUACAUGACACUCCUAAAUACCGUGUCGAAUCUGGGAGGAAACUGGCCUUCCACCGUUGCACUCUGGCUUGUGGACCCACUCACUGUGAAAGAGUGUGCAGGGGCCCAGGAACAGACCUGUGGAACUACAGUUGCUGCAGAUCUCUGCGCAAAAGCUGGUGGUUCCUGCGUUACUACCUUGGACGGUUAUUAUGUGGAAUCUGUCAUCUGUGUCAUUCUGGGAUUUGGCUGGUGGUUCCUACUUGGGCCAAAACUUAAAAAGCUGCAGGAUGAAGGACAGUCUUCGUGGAAAUGCAAGAGGACCAAUUGAUGCAGUUUAAAUACUGGACAGACUAGCAAGGUCUUUUUUGUUUUACUACAAAGGCAUACCCCAUAAUCAGUAAACAGGAAUAUAGGUAUUUUUAAAUGCCACAUUGCUGAAAAAAAUGGGUGGCUGAGACAGUGGUAUGUUUGUAUGUGAUACCACUUGCAAUAUGAACCUGUAAGUUCAGAAAGUAAUUGUUAAAAAAUGGUACCUGUGUACUACAUCCAUAUCCCCGAGCUCUAGCUUGAAUCAUGGCUACUGGUAUAACCAAUGUCCGAGUUUCCAUCUAGUAGCUAUGGAAAAGCUAAUUGUGCCAUGUCUGUCUAAACAGCAGCAUUCUCGGUUAAGGUCCAACUCUCUACUUUCAAACAUCAAUGAUCUGACAUGGGGAGUUGACCUGAGGAAGGAUGUCAAAGGCAUUUUGACUUGUAGGUUAAGCGUGUUGUACUACGGCAUUCCUCGUGGGAAGAUAAAUGUAAAGUGUCUGUGGGCUUUGUUUCUUCUCACUUUCUGAACUGUAACCACGCCUCGAAGGAUGAAACGUUUCAGAGAUUCUUUUAAAUGUAUUUUCUGGCUUUUAUAAGCUUUAAAGAUUUAUAAGAAAAUAUUUUUAUAAACAAAUUACAUUUGUUUAUUUUAUUUCCACUGUUUCAAAGCAUUUUGAUUUACAUUAAUGAAAAAUUGCUGUAAGGUCGGACUUAAGAGUAACGCACAAUACUCUAAGCCUUGAGUCCUGAAAAAGUAAACUGGAGAGUGCAGCAGGUAGCACACAAAGACAGGUUUCAAAAGGAGAGGGCAUGCAGGCCUUCAGAAGGCGGUUGUUGUUUUGAGGGAAUGAACUGAUAGUGUUCGUUCCUCAUUGUCAAUAAAAUUUGAACAUUGAAUUUCAAAAACAGUGGAAAACGUGUGACUGUUCCCAGCUAGGGGUAUGAAAAGAUGAUCAGUGCCUUUGAAAGUGAUUUGGUGAUGACAAACUUGCCAAAUUCCCAGUAAGUUGGUGUACGGCUUGCUGUCACGUAAAUCAAACAAGCUGAAUCCUAUGGUAGAGCUGCUACAGAAGUGUAUUACUGAUGCUGUGUAGCAGAAACAUUCCCAUUGCAUUUAUCAAAAAUGACUUCCCUCCCGAGUGCCUUAGAGAUGUACAGCAAGCGUACUGUACGCCUAGGGCGAGGGCACUUGGGCGUUGUUGGAUGUAUUUAGUGUACAUCAUUAUUAAAAAAGAAAACUAUUAAAAAUACCUUUGAAAGGUACAUGAUUUUCUUUUCCAUUCUGCGUUUCUUGCCUUGUCAAUAUUUAAGUAGUGUAUCCUGAGCUUUGUAUUUCAAACUCCUGGAAGGGGUUGCGGAUCUUUUCUUACUGUAUGUUUCAGGAAAAAAGUAAAUUGAUACCAACUUCUGACUGACUGGAGGGGACAUGGGUGCGUGCAAUGUGUCUACAGGACAUAAGGAGUCAGAAAGUGUGCAGAAGAGGACCGGGUGGCCAAGUGCUUCCUUGGGCACUGAAGCCCCUUCCUCUGUCCCUUCCCCUCUCCCUUCUCAGAGUGACACCCUUGACAGUCGGUGGGGGAGAGCCAAGCCCCCAGCUGUGAUCUGGGGUUCAGCAACAGCACCCUCUCACAAUUUGUUUCAAGUACAGCAAAAUCAGUCCAACUAAAUAAAAUCACAUUGUUUUUACUCCCCAAACUAAAAGUCUUCCAAUUUCACCUCUGCAUAAGCACAAAAAGAAUGUAUCAGAGGUUUGUAAUCAAAAGUGGAUGCACCUUUCAGUCCCAGCCAGAUCAUCUCCACUGGAUUAACUAUGUAUGAGGCACUUCAGUUCCGUGUCUUUACUGGAGCAACAGGCCAUUUACUUUAAUCGCAUCUUGUCAAUGCCUAGAGAUUGGGGUUUUUUUUGUUUGUUUGGUUUUGUAGCUUUUCUGACUUUGAGGAAAAACUUCUCAAGGGCCGAGUAUGGGAAAUGAAAUCCAUAAGUGUUUUGGAGUCGGCUUUUACUGUGUAAUUUUGUUUCGCUAUUUCUGAAGGUGCCAGUGAAACUUAUUUUUAGUAAAGAUGGGUUGAGGAUUGCUUGUCAUUACAUUAGACAAUCUUGACAAUAUCAAAAUUAAACAUAAACUCAAAAUCAGUAGUACUAUGAUUCCAUGAAUCUGUUCUAUGAGUCUAUAUACGAAAAGCGAUCUAAAUUAAAUAACCAUCUCCUCUUUCAAACUGGAGAAACAACUGAUGGAUUUUUUUUUAAUCUAUGUUGCUGUUUUGUAAUGCAAGUCAGAAAUGUGACUGCUUUACCAGCUGAUGAGCAGCUCGCUGAAAAGAACCGCUAAACUUCCAGUCUUAUGACUUUUUUUUCCUCCCAGCCCUAUUUUAAAGUGAAAUAAUUUUUUUAAUUAUUUUUGAAAGAUUAGAAUUGUAGACUUAAACAGCUUUAACAUAAGAAAAAAUAACUUUUUAAAAAGACAAGAAGAAGGAAGCAACCCAACCUCUUCUGUGAGAGUCUGUUAUUUAAAUGGGAACAGGAGAAGGGGAACGGUACCAGGUGCUGCUAUAGAUGUCUUAGUUCCUUUGUGGCCUUACGUGGCCUGAGCAGGCCUGGGGGGAGUUACCUGUGUGUUCUCUCUAGCAAAAGGGAGAUGGCAGAAAUGGGAUUUUUGUAGGCGAAGUGUUUGUAUUGGUUUAAACUCCUGAGCAGGAUCAGUGUGAAGUGAGAGCGGUCCCAGGGGAGAGGUGGAAGGGCCGGUGCAGCAGGGUGCGGGCAGGAGAGGCAGAGACCAGCCCUCCUCUUCGAUGCCCAUGAGACACGGCUGUGUCCUUACGGCAACUUGCUGUGCAGGAAAGUCUCACCUGUGCUCAUGAGUGUCAUUUGCUGUUUCCCAGGGCUCCCUGAAAAGGCGAAUAGUGGUGCUCCAAAAUCCAAUUCUGUAAGUCCAGUGCCCAGAAAAAGCUCGUAUAAUGCAAAGUUAAAGGUGUGACAGGGUCUGUAAAAUGGGAUUGCGCACCCGCUGCUGCUGCGCCCGGCCUCCUGCAGCCCCGCGAGGAGGCAGCUGAGGAUCGGGGCGCCCGUCCAGGGAACUUUGGUGCUGUCGGUGUGCUGUCCAUCACAAUGACCAAUGGUUCUUAUUUUAAAAUACCAGCUCUACAUGUCGUCUUUGUUACGGACACUAAAAAAAUCUACCAGUGCCGAUUGUCAACAGUUCUUUGUUUUCUGUAAAGCUGUUUUAUUUCGUUGUCUUCUGGCUGUUUGCAAUGUAGUUUCACGUGAUGAGAAACACUGUUUUAAACCGGCUGAUAAGA